This is a messenger RNA of Nannochloropsis gaditana CCMP526, 1279 nucleotides long. RefSeq names its product ph domain-containing protein. The transcript is spliced from 2 exons. The annotation marks the transcript as partial. The record is from RefSeq and is a predicted model, not a curated record. Gene Ontology annotation, molecular function: phosphatidylinositol binding.
AGGAUUAAAACUGACGCUUUUGGGAAAGAGUAUGUCGCAUUCCAGAUAGGUGUUAAAAAUGGAAAUUUAGCUUGGCAACUCAGUAAGAGAUUUUCUGAAUUUGCGAGCAUGCAUGGAAAAUUUUGCAGGCACCUGGAGCAACGUUUGCAGAAAUGGCCGGAGGAAUCUAGGCAUCUUCACGCUUACUUACCGGCACUUCCACCUAGGCUUUGGCAUAAAUCGGCAGAGAGUCUUGAUGGCAGGCAAAAAGAUCUGGAGGUUUAUCUUCAACGUCUUCUUGACGUCCCUAUAGCUACAGAAGAUCCGCACGUGUUGGCCUUUUUGGGGAUAGUCUCAUCCCUGAGCGCGGAGCUUGCAUCCCCAAGCGCAGAGUUCAAUGCUCACUCCAAUGCCAUGAAGCAAAGAAAGAUUAUACAUGUGUCUUCUCUGAAUGGCGAUCUUGAAAUGGGUGACAUUAUACUCUUUCAGUGCGCGCACGCCCUCGCAGGCCUUCAGCGAGGUGUGACACGUGCGGAAUGGGAUCACGUGGCUUUAGUCGUUAAACGCCAAGACGGUCGCGGGUGCGAUCUUCUUGAAAGUACUUGUGACGGCGUUACCUGCGUCCCUCUUUCCGCUCGGAUGGCUGCCUAUGCUACAGAGUUUACGUCCUACAUGGGGGUCCGCAAAUUACAAGGGCAAAGGACAGCUGCAAUGGAAAAAAAGUUGCAAGGAUUUGUGGAACGGAUCAAUGGUCGGCCAUAUGGAUUUCCGUUGACUACAUUGUUCGCGAAGAAGUACAUCACCAGCGACACAGACGUUGCUCCUGUUACUGCUUACGGCUUACCUUCUCCGAAGUCAAAUACUUGGCAUUCGAAUCUCCGCUCUGUCCCUUUCUACCCUGACUUCUUGAACAAUCGCCGGAGGCAUUCAAAAGUCACGGCCUUGUCGGCUUCAAAUUCCUCCCAAGCAGAUUCAAGUAGCGGAAUGGAGGUAGUUGAGAAGGCGAGUAGGAAAUUUUCCCAUGAGAGAGGUUUCUUUUGUAGCAAUCUAGUGGCUGCUGCAUUGCGAGAGAUGUGCGUGCUAAAAGCAGACAUUAAUGAUGACUACUUUUGGCCCGGUGCCUUCACUGAAGGUGGUGAGAUAGACGAUGCCUUUCGGGAUGGGUACUGUCUCAGUGACGUGAUGUUGGUGGACACCGCCACGCUUGAGCUGGGGCGAGCCACAUUUGAAGCGGCAGAGAUAGCGCUUUCGUCCUCAAAGUGACAUAAUUUGGUAGCAAAUCCCAUCAAGUACAGGCCUC